Messenger RNA from Paramecium tetraurelia, 1641 nucleotides. RefSeq lists its product as uncharacterized. The record is from RefSeq and is a predicted model, not a curated record. Lineage: Eukaryota; Ciliophora; Oligohymenophorea; Peniculida; Parameciidae. The transcript has 6 exons.
AUGAAAUUUUUGAUUGUUAAUGGAUUUACUGCAACUGCUUCUCACUCUAAGAUCUUUAAUCAAUUUAGACAAUAAAUAUAUGAAGUAUUAAUUCAAAAGAUCUAGAUCACUUAAACAUAGAAGGAAGUCGCUGAUAUUGACUUUGAUUAUAUUGAGCUUGAUAGACACAAUUUAGAAGAAUAUUUAUUUGAACCAGAAACAUCUCACAUCAAACCUGAGAAAGGGCUGAAAUUUAAUUCAUUAGACAUGGUUUUUAUUAUAGCUUCCCCAAAUACAAGACCCUGGAAUCCAAAUAUGCGAAAUCUCUUGAUAAGAAUGUGCAUCAAAACUAAGAAAUUGCUUUUUAUGACCUCUUUUGGAGCUCAAGCACUUGCAUACUUGUGUGCUUCCAAUAUUUCAACACAUAUUAAAAUUACAAAUGGAAAUGGAGAGGGCAGUAAAUUGGUUGAUUUUCCAAAGUACACUAUUCAAGCCUUGAAGAAUACUCAUGAUGACUACUUUUUGGACACUACCACUGGAGAUUUGUAUACAUACAACAAAGUUACAGAUGAAUGGAUGCCUAAAUGCAAUAUUGGAAUCCAUCACAGGAGAGAUGCAAUGGAAUAUCAAUCUAUAGGAAAGUAUGUUGUAAAAUCCCCUGCUUAUAAACCAAAAUAAGUGAUGCUCAGCAAUCAAACAGAAAUGACUUGCAUUAUUAAAAAGCCAUUUUUGCAUUAUUGGUUGUUUAAAGAUGUUAACAUUGAGUUUUCAAUUAAAUAAUCAAACACCUGGGAUAUACAUGCCAUCACAUUUACAAACCCAGAAAGAAGAUUUCAAUCUUUGGCUGAAAACAACUUACGAGGUCCCUUAAUCAUACAGUGUGAUAACAUAAUAGCAUUGCUAUUCGAGUUGGAUUAUAAAUAAAAAGAUUAAGUUAAUCUGUUAUCGAAUUUUAUAGAAAAUGGGAUCAAGAUAAUUAGAUAUUCCAAUUCAUAUAACACAAUUAGCAUUACAAAUGAAAGGUAAUUUACUUCCCCAAGAGGAUUGGAAAACAUAUAAUUGAUCUACAAUUAAGAUAAUAAAUCGAAAUCCUAGCAUUUAUAGGAGGAUAUGAUGAAGAAGCAACAUAAAGCCUAUGUGAGGGAAUAUCGCAAAUUAGUUAAUACGGCUAUUCUAGAUUCAGAGAGAGAUAGGGAUAAGAUAUUACAUGUGGGAUUCUCAGUAAAGAAAAAUCGUUUACCAGAAGUUGUUGAAUAAAAUAACAUACAGCAGAAAACAUUGAAGGCAACUCAAAGGAAAUCAUUUAUUGCUAAAAAAGAACACUUUUAUUAAAAUCUUGACUCUCUUAAACUUAAUUUAGAUGAAAAUCAAAGUUACAAGAAUCCUUCAACUUCAACUAGUAGAAAGCACUUAAAGUUACGAACUGAACCUAAAGGAGUGCUAUUUCAAAUGAUUGAUGAACCUGAAGAGCAACCAUUAAUUCAAACUCAUAGAGUUCUAUCCCAAAUUGAAGUCAGAAAAUAGUUACACCCUUCGCUAAAUCAAGAGUUUUUGGGAUCUUAAAAAAAUUGGAUCCCAGGAUUCUUGAAAUUAAAUAAAUCUAAGGUCUCCUAAUCAUAACCUAAUUCUGGUAGACAAACAUUUUAAUAACUACUUGAUUGA